CUAAAAAUGAAAUUUCUAGUCCAAUACAAGGUACUGAUGAAGAGAAGUGUAAAGGUUCUGGACCAUUUUGUAGUGAAGAUAGCCCUGGAAAUGAUCCCAAAGUACCUCGGUAAUAAUUGUGAUAGGUCCUACUGAUGCUUGUACAGGUACUAGAACUAAAAACAAGAAAAAAAUAGUUUUGACCAUAAAAAAAAAAAAAAUAAAUUUUUAUUGCAAUUCAAAACAUUAAAUAUGUUUUAUUAUAAUUGAAAAGAAUACAAUAUUGUUUUAAAAAAAUGUGGUAUUAAUAUAAAUGUUUGAACACAUGGGAUAUUUUUUUAAAUAUGAAUUUCUUAUUUAAUUUCUAUAUAAUUUCCACAGAAAAUUUUCUAUUUUACAAAAAUUCAACUUUGUACCAUUUUUAUAUGAUACAAGUAUAGAAAUAAACUUAUACAGUUUCUUUUUUAUUUGAUAUUAUAGCUAAGAAUGAAAUUUCUAGUCCAAUACAAGGCACUGAUGAAGAGAGGUGUAAAGGUUCUGGACCAUUUUGUAGUGAAGAUAGCCCUUGGGAUUUUCCAAAGUAUCUCGGUUAAAAAUUGUGAUACGUCCUACUGAUGCUUGUAGAGGUACUAGACCUUAAUACAAGGAAAUAAUAAUUAUUGACAAUAUUAAAAAUAUUAAUAAAUUUUUUAUUGCAAUUCAAAACAUUAUAUAUGUUUUAUUAUAAUUGAAAAGAAUACAAUAUUGUUUUAAAAAAAUGUGGUAUUUAUAUAAAAGUUUGAACACAUGGGAUAUUUUUUUUUAUAUGAAUUUCUUAUUUAGUUUUUAAAUAAUUACCACCGAAAAUUUUCUAUUUUACAAAAAUUCAACAUUGUACCAUUUUUAUAUGAUACCAUUAUAGAAAUUAACUUAUACCGUUUAUUUUUAAUUUGAUAUUUUAGCUAAGUAUGAAGUUUCUAGUCCAAUACAAGGAACUGAUGAAGAGAGGUGUGAAGGUUCUGGGCCAUUUUAUAGAGAAGAUAGCCCUGGGGAUUUUCCCAAAGUACCUCGGUUAAAAAUUGUGAUACGUCCUACUGAUGCUUAUACAG
Cinara cedri is the source of this 1067-nucleotide messenger RNA. The record is from the annotation of a GenBank genome assembly. Lineage: Eukaryota; Metazoa; Arthropoda; Insecta; Hemiptera; Aphididae.